CUCCAUCACUCUACCACUCAACCCAAAAUUAGCAACAACAAGUCAACAACACAUAAAGAGUGUCCAGAAAAAUACACAAGUUAUUCGACGACGCCGUUUCGAGCCUACGAUGUCGAGCUUAGAUGUGACGCCGUUUCUCUCACCGGCGACAACUGAAUUACCGGGGACGAUGAGAACACAGGGGCUGAGACACGCGGCGCGUAUGAUAAGGCGAGCCAGCGGAGGGAGGAGGUCGUUGAGAGCGCCGUCGAUGACGGUGCGAGAGACGGCGGCGCAGGAGAUUGAAGAGAGACAAAUUGACUGGGCUUAUUCUUCCCCCGUCGUCGCCCUUGACGCUGCCUGGAACUCCGCCUUUGUUUUAGCUGCCUCCGCAGCGCUUUUUCUCACUUGGUCGGACUCUACUGGGCUCCCUCUUAGGGUUUGGGUGGUUGGUUAUGCACUUCAGUGUUUCCUUCAUGUUGUUUGUGUUUGUGUUGAGUUUCGCCGUCGUCGGAGGCUUCGGAGUGCUAUUCAAGACGGCCGUGAUGAUUACUUCGAGGAAUCUAGUACCAUGGUAAAACAUUUUGAAUCUGCAAAUACGUUGUUUUCAUUCAUGUGGUGGAUACUUGGAUUUUAUUGGAUAUGUGCGGGUGGCCAUGCCUUGCAGCAAGACUCCCCUACGCUUUACUGGCUUUGCAUAGCAUUCCUGGUUCUUGAUCUCUUUUUUGUCAUCUUCUGCGUGGCACUGGCGUCUGUGAUUGCUGCUGCAGUUUGUUGUUGCCUCCCAUGUAUCAUUGCUAUUUUAUAUGUUUUGACAGACCGGGGGGGAGCAUCCAAAGAAGAUAUUGAUCUCCUGAAAAAGUAUACUUUCCACAGGAGUAAUAGUGAGGAAAAACUUGAUGAAGAAACUGAAAGAACGAGUGGAGGGAUAAUGAAGGAGUGUGGAACAGACUGCCCCAUUGAACGUACAUUGACUGCAGAAGAUGCUGAAUGUUGCAUUUGCCUGUCUGCAUAUGAAGACGGGAUCGACCUCAGAGAGCUUCCAUGUGGUCACCAUUUCCACUGCUCUUGUGUGGAGAAAUGGCUUCUUAUCAACUCCACGUGCCCGCUUUGCAAGUACGAUAUAUCAAAGCGUUGCAGUCAAGCUGGAAUAGUUUAGACUUCGUAGGAGUGCAGAUUUGUUUUCGCGUUCUUCAAUUCUUUUGUAAUAGGUUGAAGUUGUAUAUGUAAUAUUUAUGUUUACAUCUGCUAUUAUGAAGUACAUAGAUUGAGCUGUGAAGCUUGUAGUAUCCAGCUCUCCGCAUUGUAUAUGUAUGUAUAUCAGUAUACGUGUUCAAGUAGUGUGAAUGAUAACAAUUCAGGGGUUUGUUUCAA
This is a messenger RNA of Spinacia oleracea (spinach), 1353 nucleotides long. Its product is annotated as E3 ubiquitin-protein ligase At4g11680. Gene Ontology annotation, molecular function: ubiquitin protein ligase activity. Gene Ontology annotation, cellular component: plant-type vacuole. The transcript is spliced from 5 exons. Gene Ontology annotation, biological process: protein ubiquitination; ubiquitin-dependent protein catabolic process. Bases 110 to 1138 code for a protein of 342 amino acids. NCBI's taxonomy places the organism in Eukaryota, Viridiplantae, Streptophyta, Magnoliopsida, Caryophyllales, Amaranthaceae. The record is from RefSeq and is a predicted model, not a curated record.